AUGAGGAGCAUCUGUUACCUCGUUCUCGUCUUAUUGCCUUUGGCGUACACAGCCCCAUCAACUUGUAAUUCAUAUUAUGUAAGAUGGCCUAGAGUGAAGUUAAACUUCAAAGCAGUGACCAAUGCUCGUUUGAACCUCAAAGCUUGUCAAAGUGCUUGCAGUCUUGGUGAAGAUCCUGUAGUACCAGGUAGAAAGCUAGAAUGUGCGGCCAUGAAUCAUCAUCCAUCUCCUGAUGGGUUUUCUCAUCAAUGCGAUGUUUUUCAACCUCAUCAACUCCAAAACGUGGAUGGUUAUGUUGAGGCAGAUGAUAGAUAUUCUUUCUACUGGAAGUAUUGUCUAAACUCAACCCGCAAAUGUGGCGCUGACUAUGCUUUCACAUUCCUUUCUGAUCGCUUCAUGGAUCAUAAUGAAGUUGUUCGUGUCGUGAAAAUGAGCAGUUUAGAAGAAUGUUUGACAGAAUGCUUGGAAGAAACUUCUUUCCCUUGUCGUUCCAUCAGUUUCAAUCGAACAGAUGGAGGAUGUCAUUUAUCAGCCAACUCUCAACUUACAAAACCGGGAUCUGUGAAGUUGAACAACAACCCCAACUUCAGAAUAGAUUAUUACGAGAACAAUUGUUAUAAUAUGUCUGAAUCAUUCAAAUUUGAACAGGAGUGCCGAGAAGAUGGAGUUAUGGUACGAGUCAAGAGCAAGUUCCCUUAUACGGGAGCCUUAUAUGGCUUAUAUGAUUUCUUUACCUGCCGUAUUGAGCCAAAAGAACAAAAUUCUUUUGAAUAUCUGUUCCCAUCACCAACUAUGAGCAAAAACUGUAGCGACAGUAUCCGAUUCAAAGGAAACGAAAUGGUCCUUGAAGUUGUUCUUUCAACUGACGGGGUUGAGCCUCUCUAUUUCAUAACACCAGAUGACUUAACUUAUCAAGCUAAGUGCCCAAUUCAACCAGCUAUGAGGAAGUCAUCUGUUGCUCCUAUUAAACCUAUCAACGAAGUUACAGACACAACAAAGCAAAUGGAAGCUUCGGCUCAUGCAUUGUUCUCUAUGUUGGCUAAAGAAACAUCUUUACCCAAAAAGGAAACGUUCCAAUUACCUUUGACAACUCCUACUCCAAGAGGCGCUAACACCAGAACGACAACCACUGUAGCACCACCUUCAUCUACCACAACGAUGAAAUCUACUACUCAUGCUCCAACUACUACAACGAGCACUACAACAACAACAACAACAACUACUACUACUACUACUGCUACCCCAACUACCUCUACGACAACGACAACGCCCAAAUCAACUACUCAAACAACGCAAGUUAAUUUCGAUAUUUUUGAAACAAACGAACUUGGCGAGCAAAAAGAUGUACAACCCGAAAGUGUCGCUCAACCCAAUUUAGAAACAAACAAUGGAGUUCUCGAAAUUUCUUUUGGCGAUACCACUAGCACACUGAAGCCCAUACCUUCAAACUCUGAUUCACAACCUUCCUCAAGCACUAGCACCACUAUUUUAAGCACUAGUACUGUUAUUCAAAUCACGACUGAAAGCGCCCCAUCGACUAAUUCCACAACACGAACUACAACUACUGUUAGUCCAAGUUCUAGUGAAACACCUACCUCACCUUCUCAAAGUUCAACCACCACUAGCACUAAUGAAACCAAAACAAAUAUUGAAAAAGUUGAAGUUCCAAAAGUCCCAAUAGUACUAUCUGAUGAACUCUCUUCUACUACGGUAAGCCCCACUACAUCAUCUACUGCUACAACACAAAAUCAAUCAACUGCUCAUACGGAAACUGCCAAACCGCAAGAGACUACAAUUGUUAGUAUUGCUACUCAAGGGCCUCAAUUCGAGCCUGAUGGUUCAGUUAUUCAAGAUAUACCAACUGGAGCUCCAGAACCUGUUGAAACCUUUGAAGAAAACAAAGAAGUGAUGAUAGUUAACGGAGUUUUUAUGAAUGCGACUAAAGAACCACUAUUGGCAACUCUACCUUCGAAAGCGACAGUCACCGUCUUAGAAGUAACUACUGUAGCUUCUACCUCACAUAGUACUCCUUCGCACAGUACUGCUUCGCACAGUACUGCUUCUCACAGUACUCCUCCGCACAGUGCAGCUUCGCACAGUGUAGCUUCGCACAGUACACCUUCGCACAGUACAGCUCCGCACAGUUCAACUUCGCACAGUACAACUCCACGCAGUACAACUUCACACGGCUCCAUUGUGGCAUCUAGAGAAAAAGAAGAACAAACGGUCAAAACUGAGCUGAACACAAUACCAAUUGCUGUUGAGAAAAAGAAUUUGCCAGAGUCCAGUUCUCCAGCCAUGUCUGUAUCUACAAGAGAAACUACAUCUCCUACAGAACCACCUGUACAACAGACAUCUACCAUUGAGACUCCGAAAAAAGAAGCUCCCGCAAAAGGUACUUCGCAACCAAUACAGGAGCAUUUGAGAAAAAUGCAGUUAGUUGAGAACAAAGCUCGUUCUAUAAUUGAACAAGAGAAAAAGGUUACAAAGCCCCAAGUAAAGUUGCAAAAAUCAAUCAAAAAAGCAAAUCGUCAAACCAAAAAACCUGCUACAGAUAUCCCUUCAACAUCUACUGUUUCAAGUAGUAUUAAGGCACCCGUAAAAAGUUCAAAGAGAAAGCCAGCAGCUCAAGCUAAACCUCAAAUUAAACCAGCAACUACUAAAAUCAAACCAUCUGGAAAACAGUUAUCUCGACAAUCGAGGCCAGCACAAACUAUUAACCAUUCACCGACUAAUCAAACGUCAACAUCCCGAUCACCUGUGAGAAGUCAGAGAAGAAAAACAGUGUCAACUAAUCCAGUCACGACAACGACAACUUCUCCUUCCAUAACGUGGAAUCCAACCCUUGAGCGUAUUACCAAAUUGCUAGAAAAGGGAAUGCCCAUCGAAGAAAUACUGAAAUCGGAUGAAAUAAAUUUGAAAGAUCUUGAUGUUUUACGUGGUAUUGCCACCACCACCACUACGUCUCCGACCACAUCCACAACACUUGCUAAGCUCAACAGAGUAGUUAAAAAAGCUCAGAAUCGUCAAGUCCCAAAACAACGAAGAAGUUCAUCUGCUACUCUUUCGCAUACCACAACAGCAUCGUCUCCUCCUGCUACAUCAUCGAAACGAUCCCUAUUUAAUCGUCAACAUUCCAAUUCACGCCGUCCAUCUCAACGGCAACAAUCUCGCAAGUCUACCCCUGAUGCAACCGUUCCAAAUACAAGUACUUCAACAACUUCUGCAUCAACCACUGCACCUCGUCGAGCAAUAGCUGUUAGCAGAGGCGUUGUUCAUAGAAGAGAGCCUUCGAAUACUUCAAACAAAACAUCUAUUUUGAGCAUCCCAAUCAAAGAAGAGAAAAAGCUUCCUCUCCCUAGACAUCCCUCAAACCGCAGUUCAAACUCAAAACCCAGAAAACAAGUCAAAAAAGAAUCAAAACUUUUUGCCAGAAAAUCUCCGAAAGCUGCCCAAGCUUUACCAAUUAAAGACAUUGAAGGAGAUAUAAUGGCUAUGCUCUUGAAAUUAAGCCAUUUGAUAGAUAAUCAACCCAUGAUUCUCCAGAAAAACCAAGUAGAUUCAAAUAGAAAUAGCAAGACAAUGACAAAUAUGAAAAACAAUGCUCAACAGCCUAAGAGACGAACUUCAACCAAGGCAACAACAACAACCUCAACACCUACCACCACAACCACAGUUAAGCCUACUACCAAAGUCUUCCAUAGAGCACCUGCUGUUCAUGCUCCUGGACCUGCUUCUUCCACAAACCAAAAAAUUGUGACAGCCGUAAAAGAACCUGUUUCUUUUGAUAUUUACAAGGAUGGACGACCUGUGGACGGAGUAGUUGUGGGCUCAAAGAUCACAUUUGCUUUCACACCACAUUAUCCUAUCCCUGCUGAUCACAUGUCUAUUAUUGGUUGUCAAUCUGAGCCAGUAGAUCCAAAAUACGAAUGGGAGAAAGAAGUUCUGCCUAUCAUCAAAGACAGUUGUCCAGUUGAUUUCGUUGGAUUGGUUUGUCCACCCUCGCAAUCAGAGUAUGGACUAAAGGUUGUCGUUGAAUCCUUCAGGUAUCAAACAACACCGCAGGUUCUGUAUACUUGCCUAAUUCGCAUAUGUCCGUUCGGUGUUUGCCCUAAGAAGAAAUGCCCUGAUGUUGAAGGAUGCCCUAAUGAAAGACACAAACGUGCUCUAUCUCUGGAACAAAUUCGUGAAGCUUUAGAAAAAGACCCUGAUCUUGCACGUCAAUUCGGAAUCACAGCAGACAUGCUAACGAACAAGCCACUCUCAGUGGAGCAACAAUUGAUGGCAUUAGGAGGAGAUCACGUUGUACAGCGUCGUCUUGUCGUUGUCAAUUCAGAAGACCAACUGAAAUAUUUUGUUAAUACUGGAGAUCUUCCUUAA
Messenger RNA from Auanema sp. JU1783, 4380 nucleotides. Lineage: Eukaryota; Metazoa; Nematoda; Chromadorea; Rhabditida; Rhabditidae. The record is from the annotation of a GenBank genome assembly.